AGUCUCGGCCUUCACUCGCGAGGCGCAGCACACAGAGCGCUUCUCGUGCAAGGGCCCGCGGCCUUGGAAAGGCGAGGGGUUCGCAGAGUGCGAGUUCGUUAGGCAAAGUGGGGUACAAGGCUAGCUCGGGCACUGGCAGCCCAUGUAGGUCGGGGACUGAUACCCUAAAGCGGGCAGGAGCGCGGAUGAAAAGCUGCGGAUUGAGGGUAGAACAACCGCCCCUGCCAUCCUGAACGAGCUCUGGAUUACUACCCAGUCUCUGCGGGGAGCUGAUUAUCGCCAUUCCCCUCCCCCCACUCUGGCGGCCCUGCAGUCUGUUUCGACGCCAGGACCCGCGAGGAGACGAUGAUGCUGGGAGCAGAAGGCGGAGAGGGCUUCGUGGUGAAGGUCCGGGGCUUGCCCUGGUCCUGCUCGGCGGAUGAAGUGCAGCGGUUUUUUUCUGACUGCAAAAUUCAAAAUGGGGCUCAAGGUAUUCGUUUCAUCUACACCAGAGAAGGCAGACCGAGUGGCGAGGCUUUUGUUGAACUUGAAUCAGAAGAUGAAGUCAAAUUGGCCUUGAAAAAAGACAGAGAAACUAUGGGACACAGAUAUGUUGAAGUAUUCAAGUCAAACAACGUUGAAAUGGAUUGGGUGUUGAAGCAUACUGGUCCAAAUAGUCCUGACACGGCCAAUGAUGGCUUUGUACGGCUUAGAGGACUCCCUUUUGGAUGUAGCAAGGAAGAAAUUGUUCAGUUCUUCUCAGGGUUGGAAAUCGUGCCAAAUGGGAUAACAUUGCCGGUGGACUUCCAGGGGAGGAGUACGGGGGAGGCCUUCGUGCAGUUUGCUUCACAGGAAAUAGCUGAAAAGGCUCUAAAGAAACACAAGGAAAGAAUAGGGCACAGGUAUAUUGAAAUAUUUAAGAGCAGCCGAGCUGAAGUUAGAACUCAUUAUGAUCCACCACGAAAACUUAUGGCCAUGCAGCGGCCAGGUCCCUAUGACAGACCUGGGGCUGGCAGAGGGUAUAACAGCAUUGGCAGAGGAGCUGGUUUUGAGAGGAUGAGGCGUGGUGCUUAUGGUGGAGGCUAUGGAGGCUAUGAUGAUUAUAAUGGCUAUAAUGAUGGCUAUGGAUUUGGUUCGGAUAGAUUUGGAAGAGACCUCAAUUAUUGUUUUUCAGGAAUGUCUGACCACAGAUAUGGGGAUGGUGGCUCUACUUUCCAGAGUACAACGGGACACUGUGUACACAUGCGGGGAUUACCAUACAGAGCUACUGAGAAUGACAUUUAUAAUUUUUUCUCACCACUCAACCCUGUGAGAGUACAUAUUGAGAUUGGACCUGAUGGCAGAGUAACUGGUGAAGCAGAUGUUGAGUUUGCAACCCAUGAAGAUGCUGUUGCAGCUAUGUCAAAAGAUAAAGCAAAUAUGCAACACAGAUAUGUAGAACUCUUCUUGAAUUCUACUGCAGGAGCAAGCGGUGGUGCUUACGAACACAGAUAUGUAGAACUCUUCUUGAAUUCUACAGCAGGAGCAAGCGGUGGUGCUUAUGGUAGCCAAAUGAUGGGAGGCAUGGGCUUGUCAAACCAGUCCAGUUACGGUGGCCCAGCCAGCCAGCAGCUGAGUGGUGGUUAUGGAGGUGGCUACGGUGGCCAGAGCAGCAUGAGCGGAUAUGACCAAGUUUUACAGGAAAACUCCAGUGAUUUUCAAUCAAACAUUGCAUAGGUAGCCAAGGAGCAGUGAACAGCAGCUACUACAAUAAUGGAAGCCGAGCAUCUAUGGGCGUGAAUGGAAUGGGAGGGAUGUCUAGCAUGUCUAGUAUGAGUGGUGGAUGGGGAAUGUAAUUGAUUUUGAUCACUGACUCUUGGUCAAAAAAAAAUUUUUUUUAAACCCCUCAGUUUAACAGUUUUUGCAAUCCAUCCAGCCUUGUGGUUUUAUGCCUGCUGUCUUAAGUGAACAUUGGCAUCGCUCAAAGAAGGUUCAAUGUUGAACAUAGCAGUCACCUAGGAUGAUAGGGCAAAGUUGAGUGAACUGUAACUGUUAAACUUAAUUCCUAGCUUUUCUCUAGUUACUGUAGGAUGUACGUAAGCAGUAAGUGUAUUUAGGUUAAAGCAGUUGAAUUAUGUUAAAUGUUGCUCUUAUACAUACAUGAACACUGUUGAUGCAUGUUGAAAAAACAUGCUUUUUUGUAAAACUAUAGGAGCUGCGUCUACAAUUAAAAGUAAAACAUUUGGCAUGUUUGUUAAUUCUAAAUUCAUUUGAUAACCUGUAAGGCACGUGAGUUUAAAGCUCAUUUUUUAAGUUAAUGGAGAAAUUUUUGAGACGCAAUACCAUUGCUUUUUAGGAUUUUUGGUCUUGGUGUUUGUAUGAAAUUCUGAGGCCUUGAUUUAAGUCUUUCAUUGUAUUGUGAUUUCUUUUUAGGUGUAUUGCGCUAAGUGAACCUUGUCAAAUAAAUCUUCCUUUUAAAAG
Molecule: messenger RNA, 2439 nt
Organism: Mastomys coucha (southern multimammate mouse)
Lineage: Eukaryota; Metazoa; Chordata; Mammalia; Rodentia; Muridae
Gene: Hnrnph1
Product: heterogeneous nuclear ribonucleoprotein H1
Exons: 15
Coding region: 346-1695 (449 amino acids)
Biological process (GO): regulation of RNA splicing
Cellular component (GO): ribonucleoprotein complex; nucleoplasm
Molecular function (GO): RNA binding
Source: RefSeq, a predicted model, not a curated record